AUUAAAGUCUCUUCAGUCGUGUCUGAGUGUCUGAUCAGUGAAACCGUAUUGUCUACAUCGCGUCAAGUAUUAUUUGCUAGAUUAUAAAUACACUAGAUUAUAAUUAUAAAGAUGAUUGAUGAAGACGUAAUACGUCGAAGACUACUCAUAGACGGUGAUGGCACAGGAGAUGAUCGUAGAAUUAAUAUGUUGUUGAAGUCAUUCAUAAAAUGGAUCAACAAUUCUGACGUGGAUAACACACUGCAUGAAAGAAUGCUAUCACAGUUGGCGCAAUGUGAAUUUGCACAGAAAAAAUCCAGACUAGUUUCGAAUAUGAGUCGAGAAGAGCUACAGAGUUAUGAAAAACUGUCCAAAGAAAUUGAGGUACAGAUUGAGGAGGCUAAGAAAGAGAUAGAAACGACGAAGGCGGAAUUGCAGGAUGCCAAACGUGUCAGAAAAAAUAGAAUAGAGUACGAUGUGUUAGCCAAAGUUAUCAAUGAACAGCCGGACCGACUGGAAACUGACGUCAAGCUCGCCACAUUGAGAGAAGAGUUAGGCAGUUUAAAGGAAAAAUCAGAACAGGUAGAGCACAAAUUAGAAAUGCGCCGCAAACAAUUCCAUGUUCUAAUAUCGUCUAUACAUUCUUUACAAGGAAUGUUGGACGAGUGUGAGGAAGAAGUAAUGGACGUGAGCCUUGAGAAUUUUGAAGAGAUGGAUGUACAAACAUCUGCCAAACAGAAUUCAUGAAUAUCUACCUCUAUUGUAUCAAGCCGUUUAUAAAAGUCAAGGAAAGUAUGAGAACCGCAACUGAUGGUAGUUACAACAGGGUAAAAGAGC
Messenger RNA from Dinoponera quadriceps, 816 nucleotides. RefSeq names its product THO complex subunit 7 homolog (gene thoc7). The transcript is spliced from 4 exons. Lineage: Eukaryota; Metazoa; Arthropoda; Insecta; Hymenoptera; Formicidae. The coding region runs from base 112 to 726 and encodes 204 amino acids. Gene Ontology annotation, biological process: mRNA processing; mRNA export from nucleus. The record is from RefSeq and is a predicted model, not a curated record. Gene Ontology annotation, cellular component: THO complex part of transcription export complex.